AUGGCAUCCAGUGUACCUGUGCGUUCAUACAAAACGGUCACGGAUAUGUUUCAAAUACUAUGUGGAAAACAAUAUCUGGCAUAUGCAGAUAGGCUUACUGGUUGGCUGGAAAUUGCCUUCUUCCCAAGUGGUGCUACUUCUGCUAAGUUGAUCCCACUCUUCCGACGAUACUUCAUGCAGUGGGGUGCCCCGGAAGAAAUCUCCCUCGACGGUGGCACCAAUUUGGUAAGCACUGAAAUGGCUAGCUUCCUACAGAAAUGGGAGGUUAGGAUGAGAAUAUCCUCAGCCCAUUACCCCCAAUCCAACGGGAGGGCAGAGGCAGCAGUACGUACAGCAAAAAGAACCAUUCAAGAUAACACAAGAAGCGAUGGAAGCCUCGACACAGAUAGUUUUGCAAGAGCCAUUUUGCAAUAUAGAAAUACGCCCCUAAGAGACAUCGAUAAAUCGCCGGCACAAUUAGCCAUGGGACGACAACUCAGAGACUCGGUCCCCAUGAUUAAAAGCUAUCAUAAGAUAACAGAGCAGUGGGCAGACAUUAUGAUAGACAGAGAGGAGAAGAUGGGUAGACACUUGAGAAAUGUCAAGUUCCGUCAUGAUUCUAGUGCAAAGAGACUCCGCCCCUUGCAAACGGGUGGUACCACAGUAGCAGUGCAAAAUGUUGUCUCUAAGGCCUGGGAUCGUAUUGCAAAAGUCAUUGAAAUGAAAGGAGACCUCCAAUAUGUCAUAAAAUUAGAUGGUAGUGGAAGAAUAUCAACGAGAAACAGAAAACAUCUUCGGGAAAUAAGAGUGCAGGAUUCCCCACCCACUCGUUCACUUUCCCCCGCUGACUCGUGUGCUGACCGCCAACCCAGAAGAGGGACGAGGAAAAUAAAUCCUCCGAGUUGGCAUAAAAACUACAUUUUGUGA
Molecule: messenger RNA, 906 nt
Organism: Macrobrachium nipponense
Lineage: Eukaryota; Metazoa; Arthropoda; Malacostraca; Decapoda; Palaemonidae
Exons: 1
Coding region: 1-906 (301 amino acids)
Biological process (GO): DNA integration
Molecular function (GO): nucleic acid binding
Source: RefSeq, a predicted model, not a curated record